Messenger RNA from Adineta ricciae, 1398 nucleotides. Lineage: Eukaryota; Metazoa; Rotifera; Eurotatoria; Adinetida; Adinetidae. The record is from the annotation of a GenBank genome assembly.
AUGAAGAGAAACCUAGUAACAGAGCAAUUAGCUGAUCUAAUGCAUCGAGAAUGGCAUUUAACGAACAGCGAUGCCAAUAAUAAUGAUCAUUUGAUUAAUUCAUCACAUCCACAAGCGCUUUCGCAUAGAACAUCAGAUCAUAAUAAUCAACAACAGUCUCUUCCAAUUAUCACAACAACCGAUUAUAGCGAUUCAGUAGCGUCAGCAGUACUACAUGUUUCUCAGGCAUUGUUCAAACCCCGUCGAAGUUCCGAAACAGGAUACGAUACUGAAGGUGGAAUAGACACAGUUGCUGACUCAUUAGAUCAGCAUCGGAGACAUCAUCGUUCGGCUACAAAUGUUUACGAAAGUUCACCAAGAAUACCUCCGAGACGACCAAUCUUACUCGAAUCGUCGAAACAACUUUCAAAUGGUUUAUCUCAACGGCGAGCUUCGCAUGAAAACCAUCUAACCGUUCAUCAAUCAGCCAGUUUUGUACAGAAUCAUGAUGAAAAAGAAGAAAAUGCGUCCCGCAAGGAUGCUACGCAUCGACGUCAUAUACGUUCAAGUCGCCGUGUUCCUCAGUUAUCAGUUACACAAGAUCAUGAAGCGCAUGAGGAGCAUUCAACAACUAUACCACGUCACCAUCAACUACUUAAUGGUGUAUCUAAAAGAAAACCAUUACGUCUUGUUUUCGUUCGCCAUAGCGAACGAGUAAACCAGGUAUUAGGGACAUACUGGUUUCUAAAAGCUUUCGAGUCUGGUAAUUAUGUCGCAUAUGAUCCAUUGUUACCAAAAGCAUUACCACAACGACAUUCUCAUCACGCCUACGAAUUCGACGUACCUCUUACUCUUCAUGGUUUAAAACUGGCUCGUCAUACAGGUAGUGCUAUGCUACAAGCUAACAUUGUACCUGAUGUAUGUCUGUCAUCAAGCGCUCUUCGUUGCAUACAGACAAGUGAACGUCUUUUGACAGGCUUGAAUGCGAGUGCGCGCAUCCCUAUUCGUGUUGAACCGGGCCUAUUUGAAUGUCCUCAUCAACAUCAAAAAGUUAUUGAUAGCUUUAUGACUAAAUCUGAGCUAAUCGAAAAUGGCUACAAUAUUAAACUUGAAUAUAGGUCUCUGAUACCUAAAAUUGAUACACCGGAAUCCUUAGGAGACUAUUUUGAUCGAUGUAGUACGGUUAUGCGUGGUAUUAUUAAUCGAUAUGGUCAUCGCGGUGGUACAGUGUUGAUUGUUACGCAUGCGCCAGGUUUAUUAGCGUUAACAAGUGCAAUUAAAGGAAAACGCCCUAAUCAAGAAACAUUCUAUCGUGCCGUUGGUAAAUAUCCACCAUUAGCUAUGUACAUAGCAGAAUACGAUGGCAAACAAUGGAAACAUUCGGAGGAGCCAUUUUCUAUUUCUCCUCUCUUAUCGUGA